Molecule: messenger RNA, 2880 nt
Organism: Chrysemys picta bellii (western painted turtle)
Lineage: Eukaryota; Metazoa; Chordata; Testudines; Emydidae
Source: RefSeq, a predicted model, not a curated record
UAUUUGGUUUAACUUUUUUGUCCUUUUGGACACGCCCUUCCAGAGCUGAUGUUUUAUGGAGCAUCUCCUUGAGCAAUGGACAUACUGGGUUGGGUCAAGCCUAAAAGCAGAAAAACCUUCAGAAUCUGAAAGGGGUCUUGCUUCAAAUGUUAAAAUGCAAUGUUAAGUCCCCUUCCAAAUGGCUAAAUAGCUUUCUGUGGGGGAUCUGAGACAACUUUCUUAGUGAAGCUCUCUUCAGUUCAUCUUCAAUGUAAACUUUAAUUUUCAUGUUGACCUUCUUUGCUUCAGCAAUACCUUGUCUUCCACCUCCUGAUAUCACCCAUGGAUCCCGUACUGGUCAGAGUGAACAAGAGUUUUCCUUUGGCUCAGCGGUAACUUACAAAUGUGACCAGGGCUUCUCUCUUAUUGGAGAUGCCUCCAUUCAUUGUACAACGAAAGAUCAUGACAACGGAGAGUGGAGUGGGCCUGCCCCUGAAUGCAAAGAAAGACCAUGUAAACAACUAGAACUAGAAAAUGGCAGGGUUCAUUUCACGGAUCUCCGGUUUGGUGCAACAGCAAACUUCUCCUGUAAUGAAGGGUACAGAUUAAAUGGACCGACUUCUGCCCAAUGUGUGGUUGUGGGAAAUGGAGUUGAUUGGGAUAAAGAGCUUCCACUUUGCGAAGCAAUAUCUUGUCCUCCACCUCCUGAUAUCACCCAUGGAUCCCAUACUGGUCAGACUGUACAAGAGUUUUCCUUUGGCUCAGCGGUAACUUACAAAUGUGACCAGGGCUUCUCUCUUAUUGGAGAGGCCUCCAUUCAUUGCACAACGAAAGAUCAUGUCAAUGGAGAGUGGAGUGGGCCUGCCCCUGAAUGCAAAGCGAUUACUUGUUCUCCUCCUCCUAAUAUUGCCAAUGGGAUACACAAUGGCAGCAAUGUGGAAAUCUUUGACUGUAACUCAUCGGUAACUUACAAAUGUGACCAUAAUUUCUCACUUACUGGCGAGGCCUCCAUUCACUGUACAACUAAAGAUAACAUCAAUGGGGUCUGGAAUGGGUCUGCCCCUGAAUGCAAAGAAAUGGAAUGUAAACCAUUAGAACUAGAAAAUGGCAGGGUUCAUUUCACGGAUCUCCGGUUUGAUGCAACAGCAAACUUCUCCUGUAAUGAAGGGUACAGAUUAAUUGGACCGACUUCUGCCCAAUGUGUGGUUGUGGGAAAUGGAGUUGAUUGGGAUAAGGAGCUUCCACUUUGCGAAGCAAUACCUUGUCUUCCACCUCCUGAUAUCACCCAUGGAUCCCGUACUGGUCAGAGUGAACAAGAGUUUUCCUUUGGCUCAGUGGUAACUUACAAAUGUGGCCAGGGCUUCUCUCUUAUUGGAGAGGCCUCCAUUCAUUGUACAACGAAAGAUCAUGUCAACGGAGAGUGGAGUGGGCCUGCCCCUGAAUGCAAAGAAAUGGAAUGUAAACCACUAGAACUAGAAAAUGGCAGGGUUCAUUUCACGGAUCUCCGGUUUGGUGCAACAGCAAACUUCUCCUGUAAUGAAGGGUACAGAUUAAUUGGAACAACUUAUGCCCAAUGUGUGGUUGUGGGAAAUGGAGUUGAUUGGGAUAAGGAGCUUCCACUUUGCGAAGCAAUACCUUGUCUUCCACCUCCCGAUAUCACCCAUGGUUCCCGUACUGGUCAGAGUGAACAAGAGUUUUCCUUUGGCUCAGUGGUCACUUACAAAUGUGGCCAGGGCUUCUCUCUUAUUGGAGAGGCCUGCAUUCAUUGUACAACGAAAGAUCAUGUCAACGGAGAGUGGAGUGGGCCUGCCCCUGAAUGCAAAGAAAGACCAUGUAAACAACUAGAACUAGAAAAUGGCAGGGUUCAUUUCACGGAUCUCCGGUUUGGUGCAACAGCAAACUUCUCCUGUAAUGAAGGGUACAGAUUAAUUGGACCAAUUUCUGCCCAAUGUUUCAUGUUGAUAUUCUUUGCUUCAGAAAUACCUUGUCGUCCACCUCCUGAUAUCACCCAUGGAUCCCAUACUGGUCAGACUGUACAAGAGUUUUCCUUUGGCUCAGCAGUAACUUACAAAUGUGACCAGGGCUUCUCUCUUAUUGGAGAGGCCUCCAUUCAUUGUACAACUAAAGAUUAUGUCAAUGGAGAGUGGAGUGGGCCUGCCCCUGAAUGCAAAGCUAAGUGUGAUCACCAUCAAAGGCGCCGUCGUGACAUCCCCCCUGAUACUAAUGGCAGAGAAGUGAAAUACAGGUGCAGUGAUGGCUCUGUUAAAAACCCUGGUAAGUCAGAUACACUUUGCCUUUCAAACUCUGAGUGGUCAACCAUUGGAGAGUUUUGUGGUUGUAAGUAUUUUAUUUUCUCUGGAACAAAUCUGCUGGGGCCACCUUUCGCUGAUGGAAAUGUCAGACUUUCCCCCACUGAAUAGGUCUACUCAAAAUUAGCUUUAAUAACUAGUUUGAAGUUCCUUGUUGGAUCAGUGACAAUAUACAAUUAACCUGCUUAUUCAAUAAUCUUGUUGCAAAGCAAUCUGGGAACAUCUAUCAGUGAGACGACUUGUGCUGGAUUCAGGAAUGUGCGGUUUAGAUCAACAAGAAUGGGAAAUAAUUUUAUAUUUGAGUUUCCACUCAGAAAUAGGUGAGGAUGCCUCCAUCCUCGGGAUGCUCAUACAGCUUUCCUGCAUCACCUGGCAAAUAUGAAAUAAAGCUGUUUCAGAGAUGAUUUACCUGCAUAGUACCACUCGUAUUACAAUAUUUCAUAAAGGUCCCAGCCAAUGGGAGCUGCGGGGGUGGUGCCUGCAGGAGAGACCGGUGUGGAGCUGCUUGCGUACCUCCACCUAGGAGCCGGACCUGCUGCUGGCCACUUCCGGGGCGCAGCAUGGUCCGCGGUGCCAGAACAGGCAUGAACCA